This is a messenger RNA of Poecilia reticulata (guppy), 4704 nucleotides long. It is a transcript of the gene rbm12bb, whose product is annotated as RNA binding motif protein 12Bb. The record is from RefSeq and is a predicted model, not a curated record. Gene Ontology annotation, molecular function: RNA binding. Lineage: Eukaryota; Metazoa; Chordata; Actinopteri; Cyprinodontiformes; Poeciliidae.
CCUCUUUGUCCACGACAAAAGAGGAAGCUUCCACAUUUCUCGGAGCAAGGCGAGCGACUUGAGGUCGACGAUCCACCUUAAUAUAUCUGCCAUAUUCCUCUUGACUCUCGGUUUUGUGAGGGCUGUGGUUGUUAUUUGUGUAAGUUUAACCGCUGUUUAAGCUGGUUUUGUGGCAUGUUUUCGUCAUUGGUAUGGCGCAGUGAUGACAGUGGAGCUGAAGCUGCAGGCCGUCAGGCCUAGCUGAGAAGCGAGCUAACGUUAGCGUACUUUCAUAUUUUCCUCAACUUUAAGAACCUCCUCGGGCUUUUUAGAGUGUGAAACUGUUCUCGGAUUGUUUUAUUGUCGUCUUGUUCUGACAUGUGUUGCUAUGGCGUGCAUUUACUUUUCCAUCUUGUUCUGCGGGCUUUCUUCCGUACAGCUUUGACUUUAUGGCGGAUAGCCAACAUAUGGAGAUGCAACAUUAUCUGGUUUCGUGUGUUGGUAUUGGUUGAUGAGUGCGGUGCAUUUUUUUCACACUACAUGGUGAAAUGUGCCAUUCUCAAGAUUUCCUGUAACCAUGAAGUGGCCGCAUUCGUCCAUCCGCACGGUACAAACCGACGGUGCACAUUGUUAGAUGAACGAUGACGCGGUGGCUCGCUAACUGUAGCUUCUGUGUUGAUGUGGCUUUUCUAAUAUCCGGGUUUUGAACCAUAAACCUGAAUCUUUCAUAUUUGCAACUUUAUAGAAUAACAAUUUUCAGACGAAGCACCUGCUCUUCUGAAUAAAAUCGAUGCAACUUGCUUUAAUUUGAUACACGCACAAUGGCUCAGUUAGUAGCGAGAUUCAUAAAACCUUUCGUUAUCAAUAUGUCUACACUUAAGAUGAGUUGGAUCUGAUGCGAACUUUGGUACAAGGAAUAUUUUGGGAAUCCAGCAAAGUUUCUUUUUGGUGAAUGAAGAACUUUGAUACCACUGGUGAUAAAUCUAAAGCAACGUAAUGGAGGAGCCUGGAAAAUGGAUAGAUUAUUCUUUUAUUGACUUGAAAGAAAUCUCUGGUAAAUGAAAUUGGAAACGGAGGGAGCGGAAUGUACACCAUGGAAAUAAUACCAGAAAUGACAACUGCAAAACUUACUACUACCUGCUUAUGAACCAGCAAUUAUCUGAUUAAAGAAGAAUUGGAUGACUGAGUUAUUUAGCCUCUGGCAUGGGAUAUUUCUUGAUAAGCUAUGCAAUAAUGUAACUUAUUGGAGAUCCACUAAGUUGAAUAAACAUGCACCAAUUAAUUAUUCGACUACUGCUAGAAUUGGCAUGUCUCAGAUGGAUGCGAAUUCUUAUUUUUAGUAACUUCAACUUUGUUUAAAAUUACUCAGUUGAAUUUUUGUUUUCCAUUGUCCUAAUUUUUUUUCCACCAAUAUGUGGUCUAUCAGUUUUUUUUGUGUGUGUGGCACAGUUUCACUUGAUCUCUUUCAAGCUAUCCAUAAAUUAUAGAGGUUUAAUGAUCAUGAAAUUUGUCAUUUAGCUAAAUGGCAACUUUGUGUGCUACAUGUAAAUGUGAAUCAAACGGACAUUUUAGAUGGUUAAUCUCACCACAAUAUGUUGUUGAUCCAGUAAUUUAAUGAGUUAUCAAUUUAAUUUUGAGCUGAACUUAACUUUCAAUUAGUUUACUUGGGUCUCACAAGGGGAAUUGGUAAAGAUCCACUUGCAACCUGGUGUAGUUUAAUCGGUCAAUAAAUGCCUUAUAAUUCUGCGUCGUCUUACAGUAAGGACCACAAAAUUUGUUAAAGCACUUGUGCUUAAUUUUCUCUCUUAAUUGUAAAUUUUGUCCAUGUUUAUAUCUGAGGCAGUAUUAAAAAUUAUUUUAUGAGUGAGAUUAUCAGCUUUUUAAUAAAGCAUGCAUAAUAUUUUCUGGAUGCUAUGUGCAUUUUGUGUGAAAGAACCAGGAUGCCUUAGACACCCUGUGUUUAUGCCGAUUUAGAUCCUGAACAUAAAAGCCUGACAUAAUGACCUUCCUAAUCACUGUAAUAGCACGUGUUCUCUCUGAAUGGACGUUUUUUGUUGUGUCAAACCUGCUGAGACAAAGAGAGCCUGGCCUGUUGAACAUGCAUUGUACUACACCUCUCUGGGAAAAUAACAGUGGCGAUCUGUGAGGUGAGAGCUCACAUGGAACCUGUAAAGAAAAUGUCUCUGCAGUCUGUGAAAUAAAGUGGCGUUGUUUGUGCUUCAUCAUGGCGGUCGUCAUCCGUUUACAGGGACUGAGUGUCACGGCAGGUUCUGCGGAUAUUCGCAGGUUCUUCACGGGCCUUCAUAUUCCAGAUGGAGGUGUGCAUAUAAUUGGUGGAGAACUAGAUGAAGCUUUCAUUAUCUUUGCUUCAGAUGAAGAUGCCAGAAGAGCCAUGGCACGGUCAGGGGGAUUCAUAAAUGGGUCACCUGUAAGAUUGCUACUGAGCAGCAAGCAAGAGAUGCAGAAUGUACUUGAAAGAACAACGCAAAAGGUGGAGCUGGAUGAGAUUAGGCAGUCUGAGGGGAAUGGAAGAACCACUCAAAGAUCCAUGGACCGUGAGGUGGGCAGAAGAUCAAGUAGCCGAUCUGGUUAUAGCCCACCUCCCCAUCAUCAACGACCGGCAGACACCGAUGACCCCUAUGUUGUGUUUCUCAACGGUUUGCCUUUCUCUGUGACUGAAAGAGAAAUACGUGAAUUUUUUCAUGGUUUACUCAUUGAUGAAAUUGUUGUGUGUAAGAAAGAUACAGGGCAAAACAAUGGAAAAGGCUUUGCCAGAUUUGCAACAAAGGAGGAUGCCUUGGAAGCCUUAAAGAGAGAUGGGAAAUAUAUUGGGUCAAGGUAUAUCGAUGUUCGCACAACAACAGCCGACUAUUGGAUACGAGCUGGUGGUAGCAUGCCAGCAGCUGUCAAGACGAUUGAGAACUUUGAAAGGGGAAGAGCACCUGUUCGCAGUCAGAGAAACCCACAGUAUGAAGCAAGGUCUCGAUCACCUCUGCCACAGAGACCUGUUGCUCCUACAGAUGAAGAAUACUGUGUGCUGUUGGACAAUCUUUCUUUUGCAGUGGAAAAAGGUGACUUGAAGCACUUUUUUCAGAACUCAAAGCUUGAGAAUGACCAGAUUCUGUUUCUAACUGAUGAUUAUGGCAGAAGAACCAGGUCGGCCUUUGUACUCUUUAAGAACAUACGUGACUAUUGUGAUGCUAUAAGUCAGGAGAAAAGACAUUUCCUCAACCGAUGGAUUCAUAUCCGACCUGUCUCAAGAGAGAACAUGCUCAGGCUUCUGGAAUCUCAGAAUGACCCUACUGGGCCUCCAGGAAACUCUGAAAGGCAUGAGGAAAGACCCUCGUCUUUCUCAACAGAUCCUUAUGACUCUGAGAAAAUCUGUGCGUUUGUGAGAAAUCUCCCAUUUGAUGUGAGAAAGGUUGAGAUAAUUGACUUUUUUCAUGGGUUUAAUGUCACCGAGGACAGGGUACGGGUUCUGCAUGAUCAUAAAGGUAAUGGGGUUGGACAGGCUCUGGUUCUCUUUGGGUCUGAGGCAGAGGCCAUGGAAGCACUUUCUCUCAAUGGACGGCGGUUUCUGGGGUCUGAAGUUGGAGUGAAGUGUGUUACACGUGCUCAGAUGGAUCAGUUGACUGCUGAGCCACCAUCAAAUCAAGAUGUCUUGCCAAAAGAGGGGCAGUUCUCAGGCAGGAACAAUGAGCCUUUCUGUGGACCUAGUUGUGAUACUUCAUUUUUUGAUACAAAGAAACCCAGGGAUGGUAAUUUGCCUAUUAAAGAGGAACGCAUCCAUGGAGGUCAAGACUAUGGAUAUCGUGGGGUAAGACCUCGUUCUCCGCGGGAUAGGGGCAGUGGAGGACAUGGGAGGUUUGGUCCACCUGGUCAACGCUACGAUGGUCCCACCUGUGUGCAGUUGAUUAACUUGCCAUUCCAAAUUAGAAGUGAGGAAGUCUAUGAUUUCUGUUAUGGAUAUCGCAUCAUACCUGGAUCUGUCUCACUUCAGUAUGAGCCCAGCGGAAAACCAAAAGGCUCUGCCACUUUGGUGUUCGAGUCUCGUCAGGAAGCGUUGACUGCAAUUGAGGAACUGAACGGGAGGCCGAUUGGUCCAAGAAAAAUACAGCUUUUACUUGUUUGAAAUACAUUUGUGGGUUCACAUUUAAGACAAAGUAACAGGCAAAACUUUUAGUUUAUUUGGAAAGCUGGCAAUGUGGUAUAUAGCUCUUGUAUGAUUUUUUUUUUUUUUCUUAAGUGCAUUUUUAUGUUUACAAGAAGGUAUUGAGUUUAUUUUGGGUUUUCUAUUCAACGGUUGGUGUUUUUUGUUUUCAAAAAGUACUUUAGUAAGUUUUGGAACAUAAUUUAUAACCUGUACAUGUCAUACAUUGUUUUUAAAAUUAAAAACAAUUGAUUCGGUUGUUUUGUCAUUUUCUUCCAAAUCUGUUUCUUUGAAGUUAAAAAUCUAAAUAAAUGUUACUAAUUUAAGAUUGCUUUUGUCUAGUGUGCUUGUGGACCAAUUAGAUCAAGUUAGGAUACCUAUUUUGAUGAUAGUUGAAUGUGGGCCUUGUCUUCUGCAGUCUCCUUUACAUCACUUUAAUGUAUCCUUUUGGAUAAGGAGUUCUAAGACACUUAUUUCUGGCCAAUUUAGUCUAAAACUGCCUGAGUUGAGUAAAUGUAUUGCACAAGUGCAUUUUUCUCAAGGUAAAAUAAAGCAUGGAUAAAUAAUAAAACUGA